CAAUUAAGACCAAACUGUGCUCGAUAUCAUUUCGUGUUUAUUUUAAUCAUUACCAACCGUGAAAGCCCAUCAUUCGGAUGGUUGUAAGCGACUUCUACGGCCUGACAAGCUCAGCGUCUGAUAUGGCUAACCCAGUUCAGGUUGGAACCGGUCUAAACCGGUCCGAGUCAUCCGAUGCAUUCCAUUUGAACACUACAAAUACGACGGAUGACUUUAACUUUAAGAGUUUCCAAAUGGCCGACAUAGGAACCAUGAGCAUCGGCUCCGAUACAGGCGCAAUGCAAAACAAUCAAGAAUUUCAAGAGAACAGACAAUAUAGUGACAAUACGUGUUACACGGCGUCCAUGGUCGCGGGCUACUGCAACGAACAAGAUCAAAUGAACCCGUCGCCCAUUAGCGGGUCUUCCUGUUACUCUUUACCAGCAUCGCCCCAAAACGUUGCCCCAAGCCCCCCGGACCUUAAACCGACCCCAGAGGAACUGCAGUGGUUCGCAGCGCAACAACAACAGCAACAACCUACCAUGUCAUCCUCAUCUUUUAACGGAGACAUUUCCUCCGAAGAGGAAGAGGUAUUGGAAACAUUAUUGGCCAACAUUAACAAGAUGCCAGAAGCCUCUGUGGUCCAGCAAGUAAAUAACCAAGCCAGCUACAUACCACCUUCAAUGGAGAGUUUUCUGCAGCCGAUUUCGUUCCCUCAACCUACUUAUUGUAGCCCGAGUCAACUCCCGAACGGAUGCUCAUCUCUACCUGUGCAAGUUUGCAGCACCAAUUCCGACCUGGCCGCUUAUCCGCCUUUUUUCGCUACACAAACAGACACUUUUCCGGAUUACAUCAGCGCUCAAAACGGCGGUUACCAGCCGACGAGUAACGCAGUUUGCGCGGGGGAAGACAACACCCUGGACAGCUACGUAGCCAAGGGCCUCCAAUCCCGCAGCCAAACACCAAAACCGCGUACCGCUUCUAAACAACAAAACAAACGUGUGACGUCAUCACUGCCCGGCGAGGCGCAGGAGAACCUUCCAGACGAGCAGCUUACAGCAAUGACAGUGCGGGACCUGAACAGGUGUCUUCGUGGAUUAAGCAAAGAGGACGUCAUGGCCCUGAAGCAAAGAAGGCGGACGUUAAAAAAUCGAGGUUACGCUCAAAGUUGCCGCACGAAACGAGUGAUGCAACGACAUAUCCUCGAGAAAGAGAAAGAUGCCUUGCAAAUACAGUUAAACCAAGUAAGAGACCACUUGGCCGCUAUGUCGAAGGAAAGAGACGACUAUAAGACGAAGUUUGAACGACUUCGAAAGUUCUUCCUGCAGCAGCAGCCGGGCGCAUCUACGCAGAACGACGAGUGUUUUCGGGUUGAUUCCUUCCAUUAACGUUCACUGUGCGCCAGGGUCUAGUUCUGAUUGAACUGGAAACACUGUGAACUUGAAUUUCUUCGUGGAAGGCCAACGGAUCCGGCAUCAAACCCAGUCUACGGAAGUCCAACAAAAUCAUUCCUAUAACGUUUGAAGCGUCCAACUUAAGCUGAUACUAUAAACUUACCAAAGAACGAACAAAACUACAAAUUCUGCUUUUUCUAACGAACACAAAAUAGCAGACAUGACACACGCGUUGCAAAACCCCGUUUUCCGUCGCUGUUUCGUAUUUUUUACCCGUUCCGCCUCUAUCGCACCACGUAGCCAAUUUUAUUCAAGAUUUGAUCGUUUAUUUGUUUUUUUUGUUUUUUUCGUCUUAAAUCGUUCCAAACCAUUGUUCCACGUGCAAUUUUAGGAAAUGCACGCAACCAGUUGCUUCAUGCAUACCACACCGUCACGCGUAUCGCAAUGUCAUUUUCAUACAUAUAUAUACAUACGUUCCACAUAGAAUGUAACUGUGCCGUCGGUGCUUCGCCUGUUCCCCGCUAUCCCAGGACCCACAGUUCCGUAAACCCAUACAAUUGUUUUAUAUUUACUGUAUUUUUCUCACGUUGCCAUAUCGACAUACCGUACCCCUGUUAUAACCAACAACCCGAACAUAUUUUCUGUACCCAACUUUUUCCGCUAUUACGGAAGCCUUUAAUACGUCCAGGUCUGCUUUGUACCGAUUCAGUUAUUGGCCUUUUCGCCAAAAAAUAAAUUGUUAUCGGUUUGUAAA
Molecule: messenger RNA, 2127 nt
Organism: Ciona intestinalis (vase tunicate)
Lineage: Eukaryota; Metazoa; Chordata; Ascidiacea; Phlebobranchia; Cionidae
Source: RefSeq